UAAAUUACGCAACAGCCAAAGGCUGCUCAUCACCCGACGGCACCUAUUCCACGGACGGCUCCAUGUAGGAAACAACGGCAUUCCCCACCGCCUCCGCUCCGCACCCUCGCGCUUGGAUUACAGCUGCAGGUCAAAAUCCUCCAGGAGUAUGUCAUCUGCAACCGCUCACAGAAUCCUACGACCCCUUCUUGUCGCCACAUUCAUCCUGGGAUGCUUUGUGACUCUCUUUUUGAUGUAUUUUAAACCGUCCACCGGCUGGCUAUCUGGUCCCGUCGAGUCAACGGCGUCCACCGAGCGGGUCAAAGGCAUCUUCUACGCCAAGAGCGAUAAAAAUGUCACCACAGUGCUCAUCUGGCUCUGGCCCUUCGGACAGACCUACGACCUGAACGUGUGUGGCUCGCUCUUCAACAUCGAGGGCUGCUUUAUCACGGCCGACAGGAACCUCUACAACAAGUCAGAUGGUGUCCUAAUCCACCACCGGGACAUCUGCUCGGACUUGUCCAACCUACCACCACUGCAGCGUCCGUCCUUCCAAAAGUGGAUUUGGAUGAACUUUGAGUCUCCGUCGCACUCCUCUCAGCUCUCCGGCAUCGAGAAUCUGUUCAACCUGACCCUCAACUACCGCCGGGAUGCCGACAUUGAAGUGCCUUACGGGUCCAUCGUGGCCGCCGAGGGCGAGGAGGACUUUGUUCCGCCCAGCAAAAACAAGCUGAUUUGCUGGAUUGUGAGCAACUGGAACCAAGAGCAUGUGCGGGUCAAGUACUACAACGAGCUGUACAAACACAUCGAGGUCCAUGCGUACGGACAAGCCUUUGGGGAGUACAUCUCCGACCAAGACUACUUCCCCACCAUGGCCAGCUGUAAGUUCUACCUGGCUUUCGAGAACUCAAUCCACAAGGACUACAUCACAGAGAAACUCUACAACCCGCUUGCUGUGGGGACGGUCCCCGUGGUGCUGGGCCCGUCACGCCAGAACUACGAGAACUUCGUCCAAGGGGAUGCCUUCAUCCACGUAGACGACUUCUCGUCGCCCAAGGAGCUGGCUGACUACCUGCUCCUCCUGGACAAAAACGAGGAGAUGUACCUCAGGUACUUUGAGUGGCGGCGGCACUUUAAAGUGAAGAAGGCGUUAUUCUGGGCCGAGCACACGUGUCUGGCCUGUGAUUACCUGCGCAGGCACAGGGAGUACAAGACGGUCAACAACCUGGACAAGUGGUUCUGGGGCUGAGACAACGUUGCUGGACUAUGCAGAGUUUGUGCCACUGAGUUCAUUAGAUUUACGUUUCAUGCCAAUUUUGCCAAGCCUUAUUUUUUUUGCCUUUUGCAUUGCUGUCUUCCCUGCGAAGUGACGUCUGUUCAGACUGCAGGGCCGUAUGACUACGUUACCGCGAGACUUAUUUCUCUGGCCACAAAGGACAAGACCGCGAUUGAUUUUAAACGACUCUUGAAAUCUCAGGGCAUUGAAUCGACCGCAAUUGGACUCUUCAAGUUGUCUAAGAAGAUGUUUUGCCUCACAUCUCAGCAAGGUUCAUCAGUUCAUGCUCAAGACUAGAUAGGACAGCUCGUUGCGAUCGAUUCAAAGCCCUGAGAGUGUAAUGACCUGGACGAAUGAGAAUAUUCACAAAAAUGACUCUUGAAAUAUGACAUGCUGACAUCAGGAAUGAGGUCAAUCACGUAACUUUUAAGCAAAUUUUUGGAGUGUGAAUUUUCAACUGAUCUUCAAACAUUUACGGAUUACAGUGGCAUGGCUCAGGUAGUAGAGUGGUCUCCCUGUCAAGUUCUUUAGGACUUUCACCAGCCUUACCUUGAGAAGGCCGAGAAGAUUGCAGAGGACGCUUUAUCAACUCAACUCCAGUAGAUUUUCUUGAGUUUAUUUUACACCUCAACUAUUUACAGGAGCACAGGUUAGCUUGAUAACCUUAGAAUCAGAGAGGAAUAGCAUCAAAUUAUUACUCAUUACUAUGCGGUUUGUAACUUAGGAACAACAAUAGCCGUCACAUUGUUGUGACGGCUAUGAUAAGAGUGAAAAAAAAGCUCUCCUCCCAUCCCGUGUGGAUGUGGUAGAUUUUUGGCUUAUUAAAAGAAAAAAUUUUGAGGCUCACUGGUUAGCUUGCUAGGUUGUUAGCACGCUAGCUAGCGAGCUAACUAACGGCUGUCUCGAGUCCCUACAGUAUAAAAGUUGCAAUGUUGUGUAAACAAUGGAUAAUAGGACCAUAAAGGUGCUUGUAGGGGUGUUAUUUCAUGUCUACAGGGCUCUAAUAAUGUUAAUAACCGUAUUUAGAAAGUCAGAAACAGGUUUUCUAUGCUGUAACUAUGAAAAUAUUCCAUUUAUUAACAUUGAAUCCAAUAUCGUGGAAAUUCAUUUAACAUGCUCGGGUCUGGAAGCACUUAACCGCUAUAAACGAAGGACAAUUGUACCAGUGAAAGCCCAUUUACCGUUUACAGCGGUAAACACAAUCAAAUGAAAUCAAUUUAUCCCAUUGGGAACUGUGGAAUUAUAAAAUAAUCCGUUCUGUGGCCAUUGUAAAUCCUUGGUCUCACAAGUGAAAUGAAGUUCCAAAUGAAAAACACUAUAAUAACAACUGUUGAUGUAAAAACAAUAAUAGAACUGGCUAACUAGUUUGCAGCAGAUCGAUAUUCUCCUGUUAAAGGGAUAGUUUGGAUUUUUUGACAUGAAGUUGUACGACAUCCCCAUCAGCAGUGUAAUGCAUCAACAAUGACUAGCCCCCCCCACGUGGUCCCGCGAGUCCAGUUCUGGCCGGAUUUCCGUGACGAGGAACGUAGUUCUGCUUAGUUGUCGGGUCAUUUAAGUAAAGAUACUGGUUUAUUGCAUAUUGUUUUGAGAAGCCAAACUCUGUACUUAAAUGACCCAGCGACUAAGCGGGUCACGGAAAUCUUUUAUGGCUAUUUUGGUAAAAUUCCAAAAUGUACAAACUUUAGGAUGUUCCACUGUAUUUUCUUUCUUGAGAGACAUGUCACACCUGGAUAAAAGAUGCUCGAGGUCAGAGGUCACUUCGUGGGGAUAACAAGCUGUGGUGAUUUAUUCAUAAGGGUUUUUUUUCCCCUUAACAUUACAAAUGCAUGUCAUGUACAUAAUUUACUUUACCAUUCCUCAUUUUGCCGCUACUGCACUGGUGGACUUAAAUGUGAGUGCUUAUUUGUCUGACAGAAAAAGAUGUAUUUUAUGGUCACAUUUUACAAUAAGGUACAAAAAAUACAGUGCUUACUGAGGAACUAAUGAAGAACUAAUGAGGAAUUAAUGACUAAGGCACAUAAUUUUAGACUAGUUACUGAGAAACUAAUGAAGAACUAAUGAGGAACUAAUGGCUAAGGCACAUAAUUUUAGACUAGUUACUGAGGAACUAAUGAACAACUAAUGAACUAAUGACUAAGGCACAUACAUUUAGACAAGUUACUGAGGAACUAAUGAAGAACUAAUGAGUAGAGUAGUUGUAAUUGUAAUUUUGUGUACCUUAUUGUAAAGUGUGACCUCUUUUAUUUUCAUCUGAUUCUAAUUUAGUAUCACUUAAUGGCAGACGUGUCUGACGUAACAACGAAAAAGGACCUAAAUAUAUAUCCCAGUGAGACAUCACACAAUAAUGAACAUCUGUGCUUGCGAUUCAAGUCACCUAUGCAGUGUCUACUGAGCUCAAGCGUCAUGCGUGUGUCCUAUUGCGCACGUUUUGCCAUUUCUCCCUGCAUAUUUUUGGGCUUUUAUAUACACAUGUAGAGUCCAUAGCCAUUACAUUAGGUACACCUAGAUCCGAUACAAGAGCGAUAUCAAAAACAAGCCUUUUCAAAGAUAAUAAUGCUCAGAGAGGUAUUAAUUUAACAAUUGUGGUGCUCUUCAUUACACUGAGAGCUGUACCUUAACAUUUGGAAACUGGAAGCUGUUUUCUUUGAAAAUACUGUUAGUACAGCUCUUGUAUUGCACAUCAUUAAGUUUAUUCAGGUUUAUCUAAUGUUAUGGAGUGGUGGUGUCUCUUUUCCUUAUUAUGCUGUUUUGGAUGCAUGUUGUCCAGUCAAAUAUUUAAGAGCUUAUUUUUGAUUUUUUCGCAAGCAGCUGUGCAGUGACGAAUGUGACAACUUUCCAUCUUUUCAUUAUUUUUUUUGGAGGGUUGGUUUUGUUUACGCUCUUGUUUACAGAUGUUUACACGUAAUACAUCAAGGUUUUAUCGACUGUAAAUAAAUAUAAUUAAGACAUUUUUGCAAAAUCUACUGAACGAUGCAUCUGAAACAGCAAUCUGCAGCUAUCGACCAGGGAUUUGACCACAUUUCCAUUUAUUAAUUGUUAUUUGUAAGCUGCCGCUAAAUGUUCUGGACUCCUGUUUCCAUGCCAGUUGAUGUAGCUCGACCUCCCAUAGCUGACGACGUGUUGCGCUUCUCUCGACAGCGCACUGGUUGAGGCAGAAUCAACAGUGCCCCUGCUGGUUGCAGCCCAGCAGUGCACUCCCAUUUCUAUGGCUGAAUUGACUGACCCCAAUCAAACGCCCAUCCCUGCUGUCAACUUGACGAUUCCAUUUAGCACUGUGCAAAUUCACAUCAAGUGUUUUUAUGCAAGCUAACAUUGUCAUUCAUUUCCUCGGCUCUACACUGGACUAUGUUCUUAUGGAGUGCCAUAGUGAAUCCUGUAUAUACAAAAAAAAAUCAUCUUUAAGUGUGGAAGUGACUCUAAAUCAAACCUCAAAGUGGAAAGGUUGGUUUUAAAUGUUCAAAUCUCUUCAUGAAGUGUUGUAACGUGGCAAAGGGAAGCAAUGUUACACGUAAAAUGUAAUUUUUGAUGAGUAGCACUUUUUUUUGGUGUGUUCUGCUUUAGAUGGAAAUGUUGUCAUCCAUUGUUGACAAGACUAUGACACUGCCAUUCAGACACUUUGAACAGUUUUUUUGUGUGUCUCUUUCACCUGCUGUUUUCUCUUUCUUGUUUUGCCAAAUCAACGUGGUGGAGAUGCCGUCUUUUUUCCGUUCCAGUGUCA
Molecule: messenger RNA, 4973 nt
Organism: Dunckerocampus dactyliophorus (ringed pipefish)
Lineage: Eukaryota; Metazoa; Chordata; Actinopteri; Syngnathiformes; Syngnathidae
Gene: fut9a
Product: fucosyltransferase 9a
Exons: 2
Coding region: 149-1228 (359 amino acids)
Cellular component (GO): membrane
Molecular function (GO): alpha-(1->3)-fucosyltransferase activity
Source: RefSeq, a predicted model, not a curated record